Messenger RNA from Colletotrichum lupini, 417 nucleotides. RefSeq lists its product as uncharacterized. The record is from RefSeq and is a predicted model, not a curated record. The transcript has 4 exons. NCBI's taxonomy places the organism in Eukaryota, Fungi, Ascomycota, Sordariomycetes, Glomerellales, Glomerellaceae. Bases 1 to 417 code for a protein of 138 amino acids.
AUGGCUACGGAGUGCGUCUCAGAACCCGUUGGAAACCUCUCCCUCCCUCGCACCCCUCCUCCCCCACAUCGACAGCAACACCUAGCAACCACAGCAAGCAGCACUGCGGUCGGAAGCAAACAAGCAAGUAGGUGCGCCAAAGAGCUACACUACAAGCCCAAGGUCCCCGCUUCUCUGCCCCUCCAUGCCAUGGAUCAGGGCCGUGUACCGGAUUACCAAUGGCACCCCAAUGAUAUCCAACUGGCGCCAGAGUCGAUAGCGCAGGAAAGCUCCGGCGCGAUGAAGCGGAAUCUUUUUUUUUCCCCGCUGGUUCCAAUGGCCGACGGCGAGUCACAAUUCGCUGCAGAAUCGCAUUUCUUUGUCAUGUCACUCUACACAAAAACUAGGCUGUAUUGGGGAAGCUUGGGGGAUGAUUAA